Molecule: messenger RNA, 1266 nt
Organism: Lathyrus sativus (Indian pea)
Lineage: Eukaryota; Viridiplantae; Streptophyta; Magnoliopsida; Fabales; Fabaceae
Source: the annotation of a GenBank genome assembly
AUGGGUUCUAAGAUGGAAGGAACCUCUACACCAGCUGUUCGACGUGAUCCUUACGAAGUUUUGUCCGUUUCAAGGGAUUCAUCCGACCAGGAAAUUAAAACCGCUUACAGAAAGCUCGCUUUAAAGUACCACCCUGACAAGAAUGCCAGCAAUCCUGAAGCUUCAGAACUAUUCAAAGAGGUUGCGUAUUCUUAUAAUAUCUUAUCUGACCCAGAGAAGAGAAGGCAGUACGACAGUGCAGGAUUUGAGGCCCUUGAUGCUGAUAGCAUGGACAUGGAAAUUGAUUUAUCUAAUCUUGGGACUGUGAACACAAUGUUUGCAGCUUUAUUCAGCAAGCUGGGUGUCCCUAUCAAGACUACCAUUUCAGCUAAUGUUCUUGAAGAGGCUUUGAAUGGCACAGUUACAGUCAGACCCCUUCCAAUUGGAACAUCAGUUAGUGGAAAGGUAGAUAAGCAAUGUGCUCAUUUUUUUGGCGUGACAAUAAGUGAGCAGCAAGCUGAAUCAGGAAUUGUAGUUAGAGUUACUUCAACUGCACAAAGCAAAUUCAAGUUGCUCUAUUUCGAACAAGAUGCAAAUGGUGGCUAUGGUUUGGCAUUGCAGGAAGAUAGUGAAAAGACUGGGAAGGUGACAUCUGCAGGAAUGUAUUUCUUACAUUUUCAAGUGUACAGAAUGGAUUCAACUGUGAAUGCGUUAGCAAUGGCCAAGGAUCCUGAAGGGGCUUUCUUUAAAAGGUUGGAAGGUCUUCAACCUUGUGAAGUCUCGGAAUUAAAGCCUGGCACACAUAUAUUUGCUGUUUAUGGAGAUAACUUCUUUAAGACUGCUAGCUAUACAAUUGAAGCAGUAUGUGCAGAAUCACUUGAAGAUACCACCGAAAAACUUAAGGAUAUUGAGGCUCAAAUUUUAAGAAAGAGGAAUGAGCUACGCCAAUUCGAAUCAGAGUAUAGAAAGGCAUUGGCACGUUAUCAGGAAGUGACAGACAGAUACGCAAAAGAAAAACAGUCUGUAGAUGAGCUUCUGAAACAAAGGGAUGGUAUCCAUUCUACCUUCACCAUUGUUAAGCCAACCAAUAUUAGUGGAAGUGGUAGUAAUUUAAGCAAUGGAAGUUCUAGCAAAAUUUCUGGUGAAGAUUCCAAAGGUGAGAGCCCCGGGGAAGAUGGGUCAGAUGGCAAGGAUAAAUCAGGCAAAAAGAAAUGGUUCAACCUUAAUCUUAAAGUUAAAGGUAUACAGAAUAUGUCUCUUACUACCCAUAUUUUUGCCGUCCAAUGA